GCUGCCAAUAUGAACAUCCGCCGUGCUUGGCCCGAUGAUCUGAUGAACAUGCAGCCCUACAACCUGCUGUGCCUGUCUGAGAACUACCAGAUGAAGUACUACUUCUACCACAGCCUCUCUUGGCCCCAGUUCUCCUACAUUGCUGAGGAUGAGGAUGGCAAGAUCGUGGGCUAUGUCCUGGCCAAGAUAGAGGAGGACCCCCAUGAUGUCCCUCAUGGACACAUCACCUCACUGGCUGUGAAACGUUCGCGCCUCAGCCUGGCCCAGAGGCUGAUGGACCAGGUCUCGCGGGCCAUGAUCGAGAACUUCAGCGCCAAGUAUGUGUCCUUGCACGUGAGGAAGAGCAACAGGGCGGCCCUGCACCUUUAUUCCAACACCCUGAACUUCCAGGUUAGUGAGGUGGAGCCCAAGGUCUAUGCAGAUGGAGAAGAUGCAUACGCCAUGAAACGAGAUCUCUCCCAGAUGGCAGAGGAGCUGAGACGGCAGCUGGUACUGAAGAAGGGCAGAUACGUGGUUCUGGGUUCCAAGGAGAAUCAGGGCAGCACACUUGCUGGUUCUGAAGAGGCCUGUCAGCAGAACCUGGCCGGAGAUGACAGUGGCAGUGACAGCAGAGACAGCGCUGAUGUCCAAGACAGCUUGCAAGACUUGGAUUCCACCUCCUAGAGCCCGCUCCAGCAUCGUAGGUUCUUGCAUUUCAGCCACAGUUUUCUUGGGAACCCUGGCUGUGCUCUGCAGUAUUUACUCUGGAGUCACCCACAGUGACCCAAAUGGCUUCUCAUUGUCAUCGCUUAGCAGCAGCCUUCCACAUAACCUAAUCAUGA
This is a messenger RNA of Chionomys nivalis (European snow vole), 821 nucleotides long. RefSeq names its product N-alpha-acetyltransferase 11-like. NCBI's taxonomy places the organism in Eukaryota, Metazoa, Chordata, Mammalia, Rodentia, Cricetidae. Gene Ontology annotation, cellular component: NatA complex. Gene Ontology annotation, molecular function: protein-N-terminal-glutamate acetyltransferase activity; protein N-terminal-serine acetyltransferase activity. Bases 10 to 663 code for a protein of 217 amino acids. The record is from RefSeq and is a predicted model, not a curated record. The transcript has a single exon. Gene Ontology annotation, biological process: N-terminal peptidyl-glutamic acid acetylation.